AUGGUCGUCAGACACCUCAUAGACAAAAAAGGGCCAGCACCUCUCUUCGACUCGGGUGAAAUCUGUCGGGGCUGUAGGGCUUUAAAAUGUGCCAAUCAGUACUCAAAAGAGUUUCUGGAGAAGAACCUCGCUACGGUUAGCAACGCCUGGGAAGGGCUUUCGCUAAAGCUCAUCCCUGCCUCAGAAAUUCCCAGGCGACCACGAGCUAGAAUCUGGUUGCCUAAAAUGGAACUGGACAGUUCGGGAAUUGCCCAGUGUCUCAAGCUACAGAAGCCUGAGAUUUCUAUGGAUGACUGGUCUGUCAUCAAAGUAGAAGAACCUCAGCAGCAUAGCUCCGCCAUAUUACCGCUGAUUAACAACGAGUCACUGGAGGCACUCGGAAAACAGCAGUUCAAACUUCGCUAA
Anastrepha obliqua is the source of this 405-nucleotide messenger RNA. RefSeq lists its product as uncharacterized. NCBI's taxonomy places the organism in Eukaryota, Metazoa, Arthropoda, Insecta, Diptera, Tephritidae. The transcript has a single exon. Bases 1 to 405 code for a protein of 134 amino acids. The record is from RefSeq and is a predicted model, not a curated record.